AUGCAUGUAAGCGUUCUCGGCGGUCUCAUGCAAAUUUUUAUUUUUAUUUUUAUUUUUUUGCUUUUCAACAAAAUUAUAUACAUGUAUAUAUAUCUAAAGAAUUUUUUGCGACUGCACAACGCGCAAGGGUGUUGGAACGGGAAGAAACAUUACAUGGUGCGGGUCGGUGGUGUCGAAAGGCCGGCAAGUUCCAAUAGGCGCCAGUCCGCAUCGCGGCUCUCGUCUUCCUCUCUGCAAGGGGGUGCUGUGGCGGGCAAGGUUCGUCGUAAAGCCGAUGGUGCGCAGCGAAGGAACCGGCCCGAGGGACAAAGUCGCAAAUUGUCUUUAAAAAGACGCUCUCUGAAAGCGGGUGGGAGCACGAAUGCUCAGCGGAAACGUAAUGGGCGUUCAAACCGUGGUCAUAGUGUUAGGUCGCCCUCAGCGGAGCGUGGAGCAGCUGCAGGGGCGCAGGGGAAGACGUUGGGAACUUCGGGACGGUCAAGGCCAUUCUCCCGUGCCGUGAUGGAUGCAUAUGUCUCACGUAUACAAAGAUGGUUCCGUAGGCUGGUUUUGGGAGGUGUCGUGAGGUGCCGUGGGCUUCUGGUCAUGCGCAUUAGGGAAAUUCUUGAAUUGCAAAAACGUCUUUGGGAACUUCGUGUCCGUAUGGCAAAACGUGUCAUGUCCGAGGCGUUUAAUACUUAUGCCCUAAGUAUUCAUAGCGAUUCCGAGAGGAGAGGUAUAAGGAAGUAUAAACCUGUAGUAGCAUUGGUGAAUGCAUUUAUGCGUGCAAAGAAGGACUGCGUUUUGAGGAGCGAAAAGCUGCAUAUUAUUUACCAACGCGCGGUAAGGGUUAUUGAACGAGCAUGGGCAAAGUGUGUCUUGUUUCGUUCUAUUCAACAAGCCUCUGUGGAGAAUAAAAUGCAAUGGCUUCUCAUCCAGCAAGAGGAGAUUGAAAGGCGUGAUUACAUUCGUCAACGAUUGUUAUUUCUUGUCGAGUGCCACCAGCAGUGUUACAAUCACCCCCUUUUAAUGAGGGCUGUAAUCGCUGUGCGGAACACUGAAUGCUGGGAUAAUGUCGUAGCGGAGAGCCCUUUGCACUUGACGGAUAGGCGUUGCUCUUUUGUAAACUUGAGUAAUGAAGUUACCUUGGAUACCUCUUCCGCCCGGGACUUUAGGCAUUCCAUCGUGAUGCAAACAUCACGUUUCCAAGCUUCUUCGCGCUUUGCGUCUCCAAAUUUUGGACAGACUUCUGAUUCUCAACGUUGGAGUUGUCUUAAUGAGGAGAAAUACAAGGGCUUAAUCUUUCAGACGACACAUGAGCAGCCCUCGGUCAAGCAUCGUUUUCAUUUACGAGCGGAUACGGCCUUUGUGCAUGGACUCUUACAGGAGAUGGGGAAGCUGGAUUUUCCAUCUUCUAUGGGCUCCCGUCCACGAGUUCUUGCGUCACCACGAGACCUAACCGAUGCUGCGGUCUCCACCACGUGUACGGCGCGGGUGCAGAGUACAGAACAUGCCUCUGAGCUUACAGAUAGCCGCUUUGUUUGGGUUGGCAAUGUGCUUUUGCGUGAAUGUCUGAGACCAUUGCCACUUUUUACAGAAUUUUGCAUUUGGACUCACUCCAAAGAACGUGGAUGGAUAAAGGGUGGGAAGGCAACGUCUUCUUCAUAUGUUUUUGAGGAUGCAGUCAAUGCGUGCUUUCUUCACCCUGCGCCGACAAGAAAAAGCCGCGAAAGGACUCUUUCGCCAAUGGACUUCAGUGUGAGCGUGGCCUCCAUGGGGAAGGCGUGGGCGGAUUUCUACGUCUUCAUGGAUCUCACUGGCGAUGCCUUGAAAUCUUUCUCGUGUAACAAUACUACAUCAGAUUCCUCUCCGCUAGCAUCGCUGAUGGUCUCUCGAAGGAGUAAAGGGCGUGCAUUGUUGCAUUUUCUCCUGGGAACAGGGGCGGCCUCAGUGACACGGACAUCCGGCAAAUUGCACACGCCAAUCCCAUCUCCUGCAGACCAGACACAAGCGACUUGGACUCCGACGAAGAUCCUUGGAAGUGAGUUUGACAUCAAGUAUGAAAUUGAGCGUCUUUUAGUGCGCGAGUAUCAUCGCCGAUUGAAAUUGCAAGAUUUGUACGAUGCUGAGGUUGCCGCUUUGGGAUGGAUUAUUCAGCGAGGUACUGCGACUACGAGGAAUGCUGGAGAGGCGAGAACAAAGGUGACAGAGAGCAGGCAGCAAUUCAAAAAAGCACGUGUGCCUUUGCAUUUGCCACCGACGCUUUGUUGA
Trypanosoma cruzi is the source of this 2250-nucleotide messenger RNA. RefSeq lists its product as uncharacterized. NCBI's taxonomy places the organism in Eukaryota, Euglenozoa, Kinetoplastea, Trypanosomatida, Trypanosomatidae. The record is from RefSeq and is a predicted model, not a curated record. The transcript has a single exon. The coding region runs from base 1 to 2250 and encodes 749 amino acids.